Messenger RNA from Haliotis rufescens (red abalone), 1005 nucleotides. RefSeq lists its product as uncharacterized. The coding region runs from base 55 to 873 and encodes 272 amino acids. NCBI's taxonomy places the organism in Eukaryota, Metazoa, Mollusca, Gastropoda, Lepetellida, Haliotidae. The transcript is spliced from 3 exons. Gene Ontology annotation, molecular function: protein binding. The record is from RefSeq and is a predicted model, not a curated record.
UGAUAGUCUACAGUCUUCAGUACAGAACCGUUGGCCACAUUAUCACCGAAUGCCAUGAUGUUAAGACAUAUUGUUCUUGGGGUUCUCUUGUCCUCUCGUGCAUUUGGUCUCAUCGCACCUCUGACAAAUCCCGGUGGGGAGACAGAUAUUGCUAACUUAGUGAGCCAUGUGACCCUGCUGGAACAGUUGGUACAGAAACUUCAGGCAGACCAGGCAUCAACAACAACACAGAUGGUGGCCACACAGUCUCAACUGAAGGGAGCAACUGCUGAACUGAACGCCGUCAAAACAGAGCUCCACGCAGCACAAGCAGAACUGAGCGUAGUCAAGUUUCAACUGAGUAAACUGCCUACGUCCAUCGAGCUGAAUGACCUUGUGACUAAACUCCACAGCACUGCCAGUGCCUUAAAUGUCACGAAUCAAGACCUUGCUUCUGUCAAACAAACAGUUUCCAGCAUAGCACAGAACAAUGAAGUCGCUGCAUACGAAGUUCGACUGUCUGCCCACAUUAGACCUGCAUUAAACACAGUCAUCAAGUUCGACGAUGUUCAGUACAACCACGGGGGUGGCUUCAACGCGACGACAGGCGUCUUCACUGCUCCCCUCGCCGGGACAUACAUACUGUGGGCCAACAUGAUAGCAUAUGACUUCUCCGACUAUCUGGGCAUCUCGCUGUACAAGGGGGUGGAAAGGAUCGCCCGAGCAUGGGGCGAGAACCCCUCAUCAGAGAAGAAUGAAGAUGACACCUUGAUCCUGACGGUGGUGUAUCUGGAUGUGGGGGACCAGACAUGGUACAUUAGAGACGCGGGAACGGCACGGAUCGAGGGAGACUACUCCAGCUACGGCGGGGCACUUCUACAGGCCCACAGCUAGAAUCUCUUAAUCAUUUUUUAAGGGGAAAAUGUCUGUAUGGUUAACUGCACAAGCCUAACAAGUUCUUUGAGACUGUAAAACGUUGCAAUGUGUCCACUGAUAUUUCAAAUACAAACCGAUAUACAGUGAAAA